Mytilus trossulus (common blue mussel) is the source of this 1217-nucleotide messenger RNA. RefSeq names its product probable tRNA N6-adenosine threonylcarbamoyltransferase. The coding region runs from base 159 to 1166 and encodes 335 amino acids. The transcript is spliced from 13 exons. Gene Ontology annotation, biological process: tRNA threonylcarbamoyladenosine modification. The record is from RefSeq and is a predicted model, not a curated record. Lineage: Eukaryota; Metazoa; Mollusca; Bivalvia; Mytilida; Mytilidae. Gene Ontology annotation, cellular component: cytoplasm; EKC/KEOPS complex.
CAAAGCGAAAAUACAAACUGAAAGUAGAAUUUCUCAGCAGCACUCAACCUCAAGGGAGAUAUGAUAUGAACCAGAGACAUAUUCCCAAUAAACACUAAUCAACAACAAACUAAAAACCAUAUCGCAAAUUGUUAUCAGUGUGUUUUCUUAAAGAAGAAAUGGUAAUUGCAAUUGGCUUUGAAGGAAGUGCCAAUAAGAUUGGAAUUGGUAUAAUACAAGAUGGAAAAGUGUUAUCAAAUCCAAGACGUACCUAUAUAACUCCACCAGGCCAAGGUUUUUUGCCCAGAGACACAGCUAAGCAUCAUAGAGCCAAUGUUCUAGUUGUAUUAAAGGAAGCUCUUGAUGAGGCUAAAAUAGACCCCAAAGACAUUGAUGUUGUGUGUUAUACAAAAGGUCCAGGAAUGGGUGCCCCGUUAGUAUCUGUUGCCAUAGUUGCACGGACAGUAGCACAGUUAUGGCAGAAGCCAAUCAUUGGAGUAAAUCACUGUAUUGGACAUAUAGAGAUGGGUAGAUUGAUAACAGGUUCUGAAAAUCCUACUGUUUUAUAUGUUAGUGGUGGAAAUACACAGGUGAUAGCUUAUCUACAAAAAAGAUACAGAAUAUUUGGAGAGACUAUAGAUAUUGCUGUUGGAAAUUGUUUAGAUAGAUUUGCCAGAGUACUCAAGCUUUCCAAUGAUCCAAGUCCUGGGUACAAUAUUGAACAAUUAGCUAAAAAAGGAAAGAAAUAUUUAGAACUUCCCUACACGGUAAAAGGAAUGGAUGUGUCUUUCUCAGGACUCUUGUCAUUUAUUGAGGAAAAGGCACCUCAGGUUCUAAAGACAGGUGAAUAUACACCAGAAGAUUUAUGUUUUUCUCUACAAGAAACAGUAUUCUCUAUGUUAAUUGAAAUUACCGAGCGAGCCAUGGCACAUUGUGGAUCUCAGGAAGUUCUCAUUGUGGGUGGUGUAGGGUGCAAUAAAAGACUUCAAGAAAUGAUGGAGAUAAUGGCCAAAGAAAGAGGGGCCAAAUUAUUUGCUACAGAUGAAAGAUUUUGUAUAGAUAAUGGUGCAAUGAUAGCCCAGGCUGGAUGGGAGAUGUUCAAAUCCGGCCAGAUAACACCUUUUGAAGAGACAUUUUGUACACAGAGAUAUAGAACUGAUGAAGUAGAGGUGACAUGGAGAAGUUGACAGAAUCUCACAAUGAGCUUGUCUAAUCUUGUAAUAAAUAUUUGUAAUGGA